Musca domestica (house fly) is the source of this 436-nucleotide messenger RNA. RefSeq lists its product as uncharacterized. Lineage: Eukaryota; Metazoa; Arthropoda; Insecta; Diptera; Muscidae. The record is from RefSeq and is a predicted model, not a curated record. The transcript has 2 exons. Bases 46 to 393 code for a protein of 115 amino acids.
UAGACCUAUAAACAUCCUAUUUUUAUUGCAUUACAAAAUCGGAACAUGGGCUGCUUUCAUUAUUUUUUCUUUGCCUUGGUUUUAUUUAAUUUUCGUUCUCAGGCUGUGACUUUUGGCCCGAAAUAUACAAGAAUUGGAGAUGUUUACAUAUCGACCUUUGGAAACACCUUCUACUGUGACAAAAUCCAGUGUCCCGCUGCCACAACCUAUGAUUGUUUGGUCUUCAAAGAAAUAAAUCCCGAAAAUCCAGCGACCACUCUGCGUUCAAAUAUUUGUCGUUUCCUUAAUGGCCGGCGUCCGCAGAAAUUGGCCCAGAUGAAAGUUCUACCCAAGGAUAAAAUGCAAUUAUAUAUUCGGGCCAAGCCCAAUGGAGAAGUGAAAGUGUUGUCUUAGUUUCCCUUUUUUUGUUCUAAAUUCAAUAAAAAAAUUUGAAAAA